Molecule: messenger RNA, 1025 nt
Organism: Scaptodrosophila lebanonensis
Lineage: Eukaryota; Metazoa; Arthropoda; Insecta; Diptera; Drosophilidae
Gene: MED30
Product: mediator of RNA polymerase II transcription subunit 30
Exons: 1
Coding region: 1-984 (327 amino acids)
Biological process (GO): positive regulation of DNA-templated transcription
Cellular component (GO): mediator complex
Molecular function (GO): transcription coregulator activity
Source: RefSeq, a predicted model, not a curated record
AUGUGGAAAUAUGGACAGAAUCAGGGCAACCAGGGUGCUGCGGGCGGUGGAGGCGGACCAAACAUGAUGCCCAUGGGCGGUUUCGUACAAGGUGGCGGUGCUGGUAUGCCGCACGGCAACAUGAACAUGCAACAAAUGCAUAUGACGCCGCAGCAACAACAACAACAACAAAUGAACAUGAUGGGACCGGGACCCGGCGGCAUGCAAAUGAAUCCUGGUGGGCCACCUGGUCUUAUGCAAGGCAUGUCGCCACAACACCCGAUGCAACAACAGCAGCAAAUGAUGCAGGGUGGAGUCGGCGUUGGUGUCCCUAUGUCCCAACAAGCAGCAGCGAUGCAGCAACAUCUGAUGGGAGGUCCUCAAGGAGUUGGCAUGGGUGUGGGUGGUCCACAGCAGCAGCAGCAACAACAACAGCAGCAAGCUCAGCAACAGCAUCAGCAGCAACAACAACAACAAUCGAAUCCUCAACAACAGAAUGUACCUGGAGGUGGCGCCGCUGGUGGCGGUACCGGCAAUAACAUGUUGGCAAUUUCUCAGCCAAAUCCGCAUAAGGAAAUAAACAUUGUGCAACUUUCGCGGUUGGGUCAAGAGACUGUGCAGGACAUUGCAUCGCGCUUCCAGGAGGUAUUCUCUGCGUUGAAGAACAUCCAGCCGACGUCACAUCGUGAGAACAGUACGGAGAAAAAAGUGCAAGAAUACUUUCGAACAAUACGUUUACUUUUCAAGCGUGUGCGCAUCAUAUACGAAAAGUGCAACGACGCGGGCAUGGACUACAUGAAUGCUGAGAGCCUAAUACCCUACAAGGAUGAGCCGGAUUUACGCAUUGAGCCUUCGCAUUGCGAUGAAUAUCGGAAGGUGGUUUCGGAAAAUCAGGAACUCAUUGAAACAGUUAAGCUUAAGAACCGACAAUUGCGCGAAAUUAUUGAUAGAACGCGUAUUAUCAUAUGGGAGAUAAAUACCAUGUUAGCCAUGAGGCGAUCGUAGAGUAGUUCUUUAUCAAUAAAUAAAUUAUCGCAAUUUAAAAA